Molecule: messenger RNA, 6823 nt
Organism: Gavialis gangeticus (Gharial)
Lineage: Eukaryota; Metazoa; Chordata; Crocodylia; Gavialidae
Gene: DOCK5
Product: dedicator of cytokinesis 5
Exons: 51
Coding region: 70-5586 (1838 amino acids)
Biological process (GO): cell migration; small GTPase-mediated signal transduction
Cellular component (GO): cytoplasm; plasma membrane
Molecular function (GO): small GTPase binding; guanyl-nucleotide exchange factor activity
Source: RefSeq, a predicted model, not a curated record
UACAAUUACAAUGCUGCCCAAGAUGUUGAGCUGUCUUUGCAGGUUGGGGAUACCGUGCACAUUUUGGAAAUGUACGAAGGCUGGUACAGAGGAUACACACUCAGAAAUAAAUCUAAAAAGGGCAUUUUCCCAGAAACAUAUAUUUAUUUAAAAGAAGCAACAGUAGAAGACAGAGGGCAACAUGAGACGGUGAUUCCAAGCGAAGUGCCCCUUGUGCAAGAGCUCACUUCCACACUGAGAGAGUGGGCAGUUAUCUGGCACAAGCUGUAUGUGGACAACAAGACAACACAAUUUCGGCAUGUUCAGCAAAUGACCUAUAGCCUAAUAGAGUGGAGGUCACAGAUACUGUCUGGGACUCUUCCCAAAGAUGAACUGGCAGAACUCAAGAAGAAAGUCACUGCUAAAAUAGAUUAUGGCAACAGGAUCCUAGGGCUGGAUUUGGUGGUGCGAGAUGACAAUGGAAACAUCCUGGACCCAGAUGAAACCAACACUAUCACCCUCUUCAAGUCCCAUGAGACUGCAUCCAAAAGGAUUGAUGAGAGGAUCCAAGAAGAGAAGUCUGUGCAACAGAAUGUGGACUUACGGGGGAAGCCAGUAUUUAGUACAACACACACAUACAGUCUCUAUGUAAACUUCAAGAACUUCGUCUGCAACAUUGGUGAAGAUGCAGAAUUGCUUAUGAGCCUGUAUGAUCCUGACCAAUCCAAAUUUAUCAGUGAAAAUUACCUUGUUCGUUGGGGUAGCAAUGGGAUGCCAAAGGAAAUUGAGAAACUUAAUAAUCUCCAAGCAGUUUUUACAGACUUGAGCAGUUCUGACUUGAUCAGGCCUAAGAUCAGUCUGGUGUGUCAGAUUGUGAGAGUGGGGCAUAUGGAACUAAAAGAUGGGAAGAAACACACCUGUGGGCUCCGGAGACCGUUUGGUGUUGCAGUGAUGGACAUUACUGAUAUCAUACAUGGGAAAGUAGAUGAUGAAGAAAAGCAGCAUUUUAUUCCUUUUCAACAAAUUGCCAUGGAAACAUACAUCAGACAGCGACAGCUAAUCAUGUCCCCUCUAAUAACUUCCCAUGUGAUUGGAGAGAAUGAGCCUCUCACUUCAGUCUUCAAUAAAGUCAUUGCUGCAAAGGAAGUGAAUCAUAAAGGGCAAGGCCUCUGGGUUUCUUUGAAGCUGCUGCCUGGUGAUUUAGCCCAGGUUCAGAAGGAUUUUUCGCAUCUUGUUGACAGAUCAACAGCAGUGGCUCGUAAAAUGGGAUUCCCUGAGAUUAUUCUGCCUGGAGAUGUUCGAAAUGAUAUCUAUGUCACGCUAGUGCAGGGGGAGUUUGACAAAGGGAAGAAGAAGACUCCCAAGAAUGUAGAGGUCACCAUGUCUGUACAUGAUGAAGAUGGCAAUCUCCUAGAGAAAGCUAUCCAUCCUGGUGCUGGUUAUGAAGGUAUCUCUGAAUACAAGUCUGUUAUUUAUUAUCAAGUCAAGCAGCCUUGUUGGUAUGAAACAGUGAAGGUGUCCAUUGCAAUUGAAGAGGUCAGUCGUUGUCAUUUGAGAUUUACUUUCCGUCACCGAUCAUCACAGGAAUCCAGGGAUAAAUCAGAGAGAGCUUUUGGGAUGGCCUUUGUGAAGCUGAUGAAUGAAAAUGGAACAACACUGCAGGAUGGCAGACACAAUUUAGUCAUUUACAAGGGUGAUAACAAGAAAAUGGAAGAUGCUAAAUUCUACUUAACUCUUCCUGGCACAAAAGUGGAGAUGGAGGAGAAGGAUGGCCCCCCAGGCAAAAACCUACACCAUUUAGCCAGCUUCACACCCAGUAAAGAGAGCACAAAAGACAGCUUCCAGAUUGCCACCCUGAUCUGCUCUACUAAACUGACCCAGAAGGUUGAUUUGCUGGGUUUGCUGAACUGGCGUUCUAACUCUCGGAACAUAGCAUGCAACCUAAAGAAGCUGAUGGAGGUAGAAGGAGGAGAAAUUGUAAAGUUUUUACAGGAUACUCUUGAUGCACUUUUCAACAUAAUGAUGGAGAUGUCAGACAAUGAAACCUAUGACUUCCUUGUGUUUGAUGCACUGGUAUUUAUUAUUUCUUUGAUCGGAGACAUCAAGUUCCAGCAUUUUAACCCUGUACUUGAAACGUAUAUUUACAAGCACUUCAGUGCUACCCUGGCGUAUGUGAAACUCACCAAAGUACUGAACUAUUAUGUAGGAAAUGCAGAUGACUCCAGCAAGACAGAAUUGCUGUUCGCUGCUUUAAAAGCUUUGAAGUACCUGUUCCGAUUCAUUGUUCAGUCACGUAUACUCUACCUGAGAUUUUAUGGGAAAAGUGAAGAUGGGGAUGAGUUUAAUGAUGCCAUCCGCAAGCUGUUCCUCUCUUUCAAUAUCCUCAUGGACCAGCCGCUAGAGGAGGCUGUCAAAAUUAAGGGUGCAGCUCUGAAGUACUUACCGAGCAUUAUAAAUGAUGUCAAGUUGGUGUUUGACCCGGUUGAGCUCAGCGUUCUCUUCAGCAAGUUUAUCCAAAGUGUCCCUGAGAACCAGCUGGUUCGUCAAAAGCUCAACUGCAUGACCAAGGUAGUGGAGAGUGAUCUGUUUAAGCAGUCAGAAUGCAGAGAUGCGCUUCUGCCUCUGCUGAUAGAUCAGCUAAGUGGCCAGCUGGAUGACAAGUCAAAUAAGCCUGACCACGAAGCCUGCGCACAGCUUCUUAGCAACAUGCUAGAAGUGCUAGAUCGGAAGAAUGUGGGGCCUACUGCAGUUCACAUCCAACUGAUCAUGGAACGUCUGCUAAGGAGAAUAAACCGGACAGUGAUUGGAAUGAGCAGACAGUCUCCACAUAGCGGUAUUUUUGUAGCUUGCAUGACAGCCAUCCUGAGACAGAUGGACGAUUUCCAUUAUAACCACUACAUCAGCAUUUUCAAAACCAGACAAGACAUUAUCGACUUCCUCAUGGAAACCUUCAUUAUGUUUAAGGAUCUGAUUGGAAAGAAUGUCUAUGCACAUGACUGGAUGGUCAUGAACAUGAUGCAAAGCAGGGUUUUCCUUCGAGCUGUGAACCAAUUUACAUCUGUACUCAACCGGUUCUUUCUGGACCAGGCAAACUUCGAACUUCAGCUGUGGAACAGUUAUUUCCACUUGGCAGUAGCUUUUCUCACUCAUGAAUCCCUCCAGCUAGAGAACUUCUCACAAGCCAAACGCAACAAAAUUAUCAAGAAAUAUGGGGACAUGAGGAAAGAACUUGGCUUCAGAAUAAGGGAUAUGUGGUACAACCUAGGCCCUCAUAAGAUCAAGUUCAUCCCAUCGAUGGUAGGUCCAAUCCUGGAGGUAACCCUUACUCCUGAACCAGAGCUGCGGAAGGCGACUAUCCCCAUUUUCUUCGACAUGAUGCAAUGCGAGUUCAACUUUAGUGGGAACAGAAACUUCCAUAUGUUUGAAAAUGAGCUGAUAACCAGACUGGACCAAGAAGUUGAAGGGGGUCGAGGGGAUGAGCAGUACAAGGUUUUGCUGGAGAAACUCCUGCUGGAACACUGCCGGAAGCAUAAGUAUCUGUCAAGUUCUGGAGAGGUGUUUGCUUUACUAGUCAGUAGUCUGUUGGAAAACCUAUUGGACUACAGGACCAUUAUGAACGAUGGAAGUAAAGAGAACCGCAUGAGCUGCACUGUCAAUGUUCUGAAUUUUUAUAAGGAGAAGAAACGAGAGGACAUAUAUCUCAGGUAUUUAUAUAAACUCCGGGACUUGCACAGAGACUGUGAGAACUUCACAGAAGCUGCAAACACUCUCCUUCUCCAUGCAGAGCUUCUCCAGUGGUCUGAUAAGCCAUGUGCCCACUACCUGCUGCAGAAGGACAGCUAUUAUGUCUACUCACAACAAGAACUCAAGGAGAAACUCUACCAGGAAAUUAUCUCUUAUUUUGACAAGGGCAAGAUGUGGGAGAAAGCAAUCCAGCUAAGCAAAGAAUUGGCCAACAUGUAUGAGGACAAAGUAUUCGAUUAUCAGGGGCUUGGUCAUCUUUUGAAAAAACGAGCUACAUUUUAUGAGAAUAUUAUAAAGGCAAUGAGACCUCAACCAGAAUAUUUUGCUGUUGGCUACUAUGGACAGGGUUUCCCUUCCUUCCUUCGGAAUAAAAUCUUUAUCUACCGUGGCAAAGAAUAUGAACGGAGGGAAGACUUCAACCUGAAAUUACUGACCCAGUUGCCAAAUGCUGAAAAGAUGACCAGCACCGCACCCCCAGGAGAGGAGAUCAAGUCUUCUCCGAAACAGUAUGUGCAGUGCUUUAUAGUGAAGCCUGUGAUGAACCUGCCACCAAACUAUAAAGACAAACCUGUUCCUGAACAGAUUUUAAAUUACUACAGAGCCAAUGAGGUGCAGCAGUUCACAUAUUCCCGGCCAUUCUGGAAAGGAGAAAAGGAUCCUGAGAAUGAAUUUGCAACUAUGUGGAUAGAAAGAACAAUGUACACAACUGCCUACUCAUUCCCAGGCAUCCUUAAAUGGUUUGAAGUCAAACAGAUUACAACGGAAGAGAUAAGCCCCUUGGAGAAUGCCAUUGAAACUAUGGAGUUAACCAAUGAGAAGAUCAGCAACAGUGUCCAGCAGCAUGCCUGGGACCGGGCCCUUCCUGUGCACCCACUCUCCAUGCUUCUGAACGGCAUUGUGGACCCAGCUGUCAUGGGUGGAUACACCAAUUACGAAAAGGCCUUUUUCACAGAGAAGUAUGUCCAAGAACACCCUGAAGACAAUGAUAAAAUUGAAUUGCUUAAACAAUUAAUUGCUUUACAGAUGCCACUGCUAGCAGAAGGGAUUAGGAUUCAUGGUGAGAAACUGACUGAGCAGCUGAAGCCCCUGCAUGACAGACUGACAUCCUGCUUCAAAGAGCUGAAGAAGAAGGUGGAGAAGCUCUAUGGUGUGAUAACUCUGCCUUCUUCCUUUACUGAGCGGAAGCAGAGCAGGUCGGGCUCUGUAGUGCUGCCCUACAUCAUGUCUUCCACACUGAGACGGCUGUCUAUCACAUCCGUGACUUCCUCUGUAGUCUCAACAUCCUCCACCUCAUCUGAGAGCACCUCCUCCAGGCCAGGAUCAGAUGGAUCCAUUCUUGAGCCUCUCUUGGAAAGAAGAACUUCAACUGCUUCCAGGUCUGAGGAGCUGCCUGUCAAAGAAGAUGGUGAUAGCCGGAUCAACAAGUUCAAGCGGAAGGACUGGAGUAUUAGCAAGUCUCAGGUUAUUGUGGAAAAGGAGCCAGACAAUGACUUGACUUCCGAAAUGUGCGCGUCGGGAAAAGCGCAGAGGCCAAAGAGUCUUCAAUUAGGAGACAACAGAUUGACACUGCUUCAGGAUUCCUCACUCCAGCAGUCAGCACCACUCAGUCCACCAGCGAUCACUCCCAAAACCCUGAGAACCCAAAGUUUUCCCUCACUGCAGGCUGAUGGACUGGCAGCUGCUAACUUUCAGAGCACCCCACCCCCACCUCCACCCAAAAGCAAACCCUAUGAGAAUAGCAACCCAAGAAAUUCUACGGAGGUUGCCCCACCACUGCCCAGCAGACGUGAAGUCAAACCUCCCCCUCCACCUCCGAAGGCAAGAAAAUCCAGCGUCCUCUCUUCUGAGCAGGGACUGCAAUGAGGAUUAGCACUCUUCUGCAUGCUCUUUAGCACCUUGAUUGAAAUGGCUGCUUUCUUUUUAUUGACAUGUGUUGGGUUUCUCCAGCUAUAAAGAUGGGCAAUUUGGCUUUCCUUUCCUGUCCCUUCCCUGGAAGUUUUCCUGUAGGUAAUUGCAAAAUAAGCCGUUUGAACUAAGUAUAUUUUAAAUUUCCAACCUUCCAAUUUUACCUACACAAUUGAGGCACUAACCUUUGGAGAAUCUCCCAGUUUUAAAAUGGAGGCUAUGUGAGCAGGAGCUAAGAAACUGCUCAGGCUGGUUUUCUUGUUUUUUGCCACUAAUAUGAAUUCAGCAGCGCCAGCAUCUAGAGCUGCUCCACUGGUACAAAACAUGACGUGCAUCAGUGUGCACAUCAAGGUAAGUCGCAUCAGUGCAAUACCUUCUGUAUAUUUUUGCUGCAUGUGUACAUUACAGCCUCACAAUUGUGCAGCUACAAUGGUGCAAAAACCGAAAAUGUAGAAAAGCCUUAAUUCAUAUGAAAUGGAUGGCAGCCUUCCCUAUCUGCAAAAUGCAGCCCAUCAAGGCAGCAGGUGUCUGCAUGGGAUGCCAUGACUCCAUUCAAGUUGCUUCCUGGAGUUUUGAUUGCAUGCCGAGAUCUAAUGGAAGCAUCAACUGAGCAUCACCUGCCUGAACCAGGCAUUGCUGUAGAUCACUCCUGUGUUUUAAGAAUGAUGGGAGAAUUGCCAGUCCUGCUCCAAAAAUAGAGGUAGCUCACUCCCAAUGGAGAGUACAGGUUCACCACUUCUCUUCAUACUUUGGCUGUUGAUUGUUCACUUAAUACUGCAGUGCAGUUGAAGCUUGCCUUGAAUGCUGCUGUCUACCAACCUGUACGCACACUGGGACUUUGUACACCAUUUAGUUGAUUUUAACAACUAAGUAGUGGUGUAAGUUUUCACUCCCAUGACACAAAUUACUUUAGGAUCAGCUGAGGUGAAGUUGUUAUAAGCAUCUCAUGAAGAUGACUGGGGUGGGGGGCAGGGAUUAUGGGGGCAAGGCUGUACAUUAUGAAUUUUGAAGUUAGCAGAUGCAAAAGUGGGCUUGGAAGAAUGUGAAUUAAACUCUUGACCAAAAAGCUUCAAAUCCAGGUGGUCACAAAUACACUUCCCUUUACAGCACCCAAUUAUUGCAACACUCCGACCACUGUGCCUUUUUGUCCUGCAGUUUACAUUGUGCUUUGUCUGCUAAACACCUGACCAAACUA